Hyaena hyaena (striped hyena) is the source of this 943-nucleotide messenger RNA. Its product is annotated as SLAM family member 9-like. The annotation marks the transcript as partial. The record is from RefSeq and is a predicted model, not a curated record. NCBI's taxonomy places the organism in Eukaryota, Metazoa, Chordata, Mammalia, Carnivora, Hyaenidae. The transcript has 5 exons.
GCCCAGAGCAAGCCUGGAAGGUGGCAGCCUGUGAUAGGAACCCGUCCAGAAGCUCCCCGCCUGUGCCGGGCCCCCUGGCUCCUGGGAUUCACCAGCCUCCUCCUCAACGCCUUCAGCACUGCGGUCAGGAGCUCUGGGGCCCACGGAUCUGGAGUGGAGGAUUCCAGAAACCUAGUUUCCCUGAAGGGUACUCUAGGAGGUUCUGUGGUGUUUCAUGUGACCAGACGUCCAGAAGUACCUCCUGAAGCCAAGCUGGAGAAGAUUUCUUGGGGCGUUAAAAACGAGUCAAACUACAUACCCCUCCUGCACGUCUCUCCUGGGGUGGAUGUUCCAGAAUGGGUCACCUCCAAGGACAAGUUCAAGAAGAGGGUCCACGUGCUCAACGAAACGACCCUGAGGAUUGACAAGCUGACCCUCGAGGACAGUGGGUGGUACCGGGCUCGAUGCUCCUUCAGCACAGGGAUAGAAAAUGCCCAGUAUUUCCACCUCAGUGUCUACGAAACCGUGCCCCGUCCCCAGGUCCUGGCCGAGGUUCUGUCCCUCACACGAGACUGGUGCAACGUCACCCUGGAGUGCCACACCCCGGGAGCCACAGGGGCCGUGAAUGUGUCCUGGGAGAGCAAGGGCCUCCCCAGGGAGCUGGAGCAGAGAGGGGCCCCAGGACCAGCCCCCAACCCCUGGACCCUGGCUCUGAACCUGCCCCUGAGCCAGCCCAGCCCCAGGGUCACCUGUGUGGUCAGCAGCCCGGUGGACCAGAAAACUGCCACCCGGGACCUCGGGGAAGUCUGUGUCCACACCGAGUAGGCCCAGAGCACGCCUGGAGGGAGGCAGCCUGUGAUGGGAACCCGCCCAGAGGCCCCCCGCCUGUGCCGGGCCCCCUGGCUCCUGGGAUUCACCAGCCUCCUCCUCAGUGAGUGGCCCGGGUCCCUGGGCGGGAGGCCGC